Saprolegnia diclina VS20 is the source of this 1360-nucleotide messenger RNA. RefSeq lists its product as hypothetical. The transcript has a single exon. Gene Ontology annotation, biological process: mRNA processing; endoplasmic reticulum unfolded protein response. Gene Ontology annotation, molecular function: protein serine/threonine kinase activity; RNA endonuclease activity. Bases 15 to 1319 code for a protein of 434 amino acids. The record is from RefSeq and is a predicted model, not a curated record. NCBI's taxonomy places the organism in Eukaryota, Oomycota, Saprolegniomycetes, Saprolegniales, Saprolegniaceae.
CGUCAUCUCGCUGCAUGACGAGUAAUCACGCGCAUGCGUUUGCGCGCCAGUGCAAUGGCAGUGACGAGAGCCGUCCAGGCGCAUCAGCCCCACCGACUACCUCGCCGCCCGUCCACAGGACUUUGAACCUCGGCGCGCGUCGGCCACCAUCGUUUUCUGCCAUGCCGCUCUUCGCGCCCCCAGCUCCAGCUCAGAUGAUUGCUCCUCGGACAACUGCUUCAGCUCAGACGACUGCUUCUCGGACAACCGCUCCAGCUCAAACAACGACGCCAGCAAAUGGGGCUCUCGAUCGCACAGCGACCUCGCCGCCUUUGCCGACGGUGCCGCCGCUGCCACCCACAGCAACAUGUGGGAUGGAGCAACACGAGAAAUGGGGUACUGUCCUCAGGCACCACGUCCCAAACGCCACGGACGCCGAGCGCUUCCACUACGACUUGGCGCGGUUUCAGCGCAAGAACGCGGCGCCAAUUCACACGUUCGUUCGGUUUCUGGGCGCGGAUGCGUCCGGUCUCUUUUUCGAGGAGCCCGGCGUGGCUUGGAGUGCCGCGUUUGACCGCGGGUGGCCAGGAAGGGACGCUUCUUGGAGCCGCCUCCAGUUCCUCCGCGAUGUCACCGACGCGAUUGCGUUUCUUCAUCGACAUAUGCGCGUCCAUGGCGGCUUGACGCCAGCGCACUGCUUUGUUGACCGCCACUUCACCGCAGGCAAGGUGUACGUCGCUCCCGCAACCACCGCCAUUUCGGCCUUUACGGCCCCGGAAGUCGGCGCCGGUGGAAGCUACGAUCUGUUUGCUGCCGAUGUUUAUAGUCUCGGGUGCGUUCUGCGCUCGGUUCGGGGACUCGACAUGUCGUACGAAGCAAGCGACUUGAUCGAAUGCAUGACGAACAUUGCGCCACAACAGCGACCGACGAUGGCGACCGUGGUCCAGCACCCGGUUUGGUGGACGACGCAAGAGAAGUUGCGGUACCUCCAAGACAUAGCGCGGUACGACGUCGACCAUGCGCGCGUUGCGAUCUGCAAGCGCAUGCGACUGCCGUAUCAGUGGCAGUCCAAGAUACCGCCGGUUGCACUGGUCGCGAUGAACGAGCACCGGACGUACAACAACACGGUGUUUGCACUUGUGCGCUGGAUCCGCAAUUUCAAGGAGCACGGACGCGACCACGAACCAAGCACGUGGUUGGCGCUCCACACCGCCGUUGGGGACACACGGAUCGUCGACGUCACGGACCUUGCGUUUCAAGAUGCUUGUCUUGGCGCUUUUGUGGAAAAAGCAUUUCCCUCUCUUGUCCUCGACCUUUGGCGCAAUCUUCCCGUCUCGUAAAUGACGAAAGUUAAAUGAUGUUUGGCCAAGUCGCAUGUCCG